ACAGUUUUUUAAACCAGAAUCUAGAGACAGGCAUCGGGAAAACUGAGCAGGAAUACCACAUUAAUCAGAAAGAGAAGACAACCAGCGAAACGGAAGACAAGAAGAGAAAAGAAGAAAGGGGCUCUCUGGACUGACUCUUACUCAGCACCCCAGAGACCCCAUCCACAAUGUACAGGUCUACCAAAGGCGCCUCAAAAGCCAGAAGGGAUCAGAUUAAUGCAGAGAUUCGAAACUUGAAAGAUCUCCUUCCUAUCUCUGAAAGCGACAAAGUGCGGCUAUCUUACCUUCACAUCAUGUCACUUGCUUGUAUUUAUACCAGAAAGUCUGUUUUCUUCUCAAGAGAUCAACAGGUAAAUGAGUUAGAAGGUCUGCUUUCCAGCCAAGACUUACAAGAUUUUGUCCACAACCUUCCUGGAUUUCUGCUAACUUAUACAAGUGAAGGGAAGCUGAUAUAUGUAUCAGAAAAUGUGAUUGAUCAUCUAGGACAUUCAAUGGUUGAUUUGGUCGCCCAAGGAGAUAGCAUCUAUGACAUCAUUGACCCGUCUGAUCAUUUUGUCAUGAGAAAUCAGCUGGCUCUCCCAUCUUCUCUUGAAAGUGAGAGAAUGUUCAGGUGCAGAUUCAAUACUUCAAAGACAGCCAGGAGACAGAGUGCCGGUAACAAGCUCGUCCUCAUAAGAGGAAUGUUUCAGCAGUCCCCAUCUGGCACCUACUGGUCAUCUAAUCCAGUUUUCACAGCCCUCUGCAUUCCUCUUGACCCAAAGCCAAGAAUAACCCACAACCAUUUCCUAGCAGACAUUUUUGAGAGUCGUCAUGCCAAGAACCUUUCCGUGCUUGAUGUACCAGCAGAGAGUACCAUUUUGCACUUGGGCUACGAGAAGAAUGAGUUGGUCGGCAAGUCGUGGUACAGCCUAAUUCAUCCUGAAGAUCUCACCCAACUCUCCACACAGCAUUACAGACUACUAAACGAGUCUACUGAAUGCAGAGCAGAAGUGGUUGUACGUCUGCAGAGAAAUGAUCAACAAUGGAUAUGGGUGUAUUCUCUCAUGUUACUGGAAAACAAUGAAGCCCCAAUUACUUCAUAUAACUACAUAAUAAGUGAGGCUGAGGCCUGGUGUUUGAGACAGCAGCUGACUUCAGAAGAGUCUCCGCUUACAUUUUCAGUGGGUGGUCCUCCUUCAUACCAAGAGACUCUACUUUCCCCAGCAGACCUUUCCAGCCCAGAUCAAGUCUUCACUCCCCUCACAAAUACACCUACAAGCAUCACCCAGUCCUUUGAGUUCUCAGAGCCUGUGUCUGUCAGCCCAGAAGACCCAAUCUUGUGCCAGAAUACUACACCACUUAUGGAAGAUGCAGUUGCUGCUGAGGGACAAUUAGAAAACCAAUCUCUCUUUUCACUUUAUCAACCAGCACCAUAUGAUCAGAACUUGAGCAGGGAUCAGGUUGGAACAGUACCUCCCAAAGAUUUCACCUGCACUCCUCCAUACACUCCACACCAAAACUGUACAUUCCUCUUUGGGGCUCCAGAAAAUGCUCCUCAGACAUCUUCUGAAAAGGACUCUACUACCCUAAACCCAGAACUGUAUUACUCUUAUUGCAGCUCCCUCUAUGAGAAGCUGCCCCCAACUCCAGAUAGUCCUGGGGAUGGAGGAGACUGCACAGUGAUGACAGUACCAGAAAUCCCUGGCCCUCUCUUUGUUGAUCUGCCAAUGCUUCCUGAUGGGUUAGUAACCCCAGAAACAUCACCCAUCAACCAAGCAAUCUUCAGGUAUUCAGAACAAGAGAAGAAUGAGAUAGAUCUCUUGGUUAAACAGAUUGGCUCUUUGGCCAAUGUCUUCAGUAAUGUGGCUACUAAAGAUAUCCCAUGCUCUGAGAGCAUGGCAUUGAGUGGUCAUGGACUGGCAUGCCGAAGUGUUUCCCUCCCUACUAGUCUUCAAGAUACAGAUAUUAGUCUUAAUUUUCCUCGAUCCUGGAAGAGCAUUGACCUUUCUCUGUUCUUGGCAUGUCAAGAGCAAUCUAUCCCCACCGGCAGCCAUCCGGUUUGCAGCCUUUUCAAAGACUUCCCUGAUUCUCCACCUUUUGCAGCCACGGGGUCUCCCUGCAGCCCCAUGGAAGAAGAUGAAGUAGGAGGGGACCUCUCCGUAUCUCCAUCUAUAACUUCGAAUGUGACGACUGAUCUGUCGCCAGAAGAAUGUAACUUUUUAGAGGAACUGAUGUCCUACAAAACAGACCUUGAGGCAGGUGCCUCAGAGAUUCAAUGUGACCGGUUUAAUGAUGAGUUGUAUCAACUCCAGUUUCAGCUGCAAGACGGCUUCCAUCAAGGUGAGCAAUUAAUAAGAGCUAUGUCAGGUUACAUGUUAGAUCAUUAUGAAAAACAUGAAACAAGUCCUAAAAUUAGACUAUCAGAUGCACAAUCAUGUACAAGUGUUAAAUAGUUAAUGCUAAAUUAUGGUCACAACAAUAUUAUUUGGUUACAAUGUUAAUCUUAAAACAUCUUGCCAAUUUAUAUUGAGGUUGAAGGAUAUGUGAAAACCAGGAAACUUAAAAAUUAUUGCUGCUUAGGUCUAAAGUGCUAAUGUAGCAAACGUACUAAUUUUCUCUUUUAUUCUCUUUCUGCAGAUGGAAGUGGAAAACCUUCGUUUUGAAAUAAGUCUGUGACUUACUUCGAUAUGUAUGGCAUAUUGUCAUAUUCUGAGCAGAUUUUUCCUGCCUUAUUAAGAACAAAACAAGACGCACAAAAUGGGAAAAAAGAACGACUUUCUGCGUCGUUCAACUGUCCCAUUCAUCGCAAAACUGUUUCGUUCCCUUUUUCUCUUUCAUUCCUCUACUCUCUUUUAUCUGGAUUUUGUGCACGUUUACAUGAUACAAGAGUUCUCUUUUGUUUUCAUUUGAAAAUAAUAGUGAAAAGCAAUGGCCCAUCUUAAAUAGUUAACAUUCUGUAACCAGGAUGUGUGAAACAAUCAAAUAAAAAAACAGUUAAACACUGUACUCCAUAAAACUUUAAACAUUUAAAAAAAAUUAUCCAAACAGAAAACAUUUGUUUAAAUGUAAAAAUGUGAUGGGCCAUUGUUUUGAAAGUUUUGUACAACAUGUCUAUUUAUACAAAAAAAGGGUUUGCAGAAUUGAACAGAAAGAGAAAAAAGGUGUCUAUUGUGUAAGGAAGUUGUAAGUAGUCUUACAUAACAAAAAAAUGUAUUCACUCGUAGUGAAACUAAAACUUGAUAUAUAGUAUUUAUAUGUUUCCUGAAUUGAAAACAAUUUAAAGGUUAAAUUUCCAUGUGCACCGAAAAAGAAUUGCUCCUAAUUUCUUACAGAGCAUUACUUCCCCUAGGGCCUAGUAUCAUGCGCUGAACCAAAUUGCAUUAAUAGCAGCAUUUAGCAUUGGUUAUAAUAAUUUGAAUAAAAUAAUGCAAGAAUAAUUUGUUGUAACCCAUAGCAAUCAAUUAGUCUUAGCAUCCAAGACCGUUAACCUCAUAUAUCUGGUUGCAAUGAGUUAUAACACACCAUAUUAUAAACAGCCAGGUAUUUAACAUUAUUUGAGAAGGGGUAUGUAAAAUAAAUAUUUAUUUGGUAUUUGCCCCCAAAAAAAUGAUUAUGCAAUUUAAAUCAAAUGCAACAUGUCUAAUAACGGCUUAGUAGAAAAAUGUACAUGGACCUGUCACUUUGUAUUAGUAUUUUCAUGUUCAAUAAUACAUGAGAUAGAAGGUAAUUUCUUUACAAAUUAUUUAUUUUAUUGGCCAGAUGUGUCAAAAUGACUUGAAAAAGUAAAAAAAAAAAAUCCUAGGAAUGGACAUUUAAUUCAAAAAAAUUGCAAAUACACAAUUCUGUUUUUAUAGGUUAUUAGGAUCACAUUCAUAUUUGAAUUAUAUAUCUGUGCCCUUAUUUUACCAUAGUUGCUAAUUGUCACUUUGGACUAAUAACAUUAAUUACUACCCAGCAUAAGUUUUAAGUUCAUCCCAAUACCCUUAUUCUACUAUAAGUUAAAAGGACAAAUCAACCUUUAAUCUUCUUGUUAUUUAAAAUUUUGUUGGACUUCAAAAUAUUUACAUGUUAAAUAUAACAAGAGGUAGUUCUACAAAAUAUCAAACAUCUAUUUCCCGGAGUGCAGUACAGACUGGGGUUACAUUAAUCCCAAACAGAUAUUUCAUGAGACUAACAAAGGCUACGAGUAUCGGGCAAUAUUGCUAAUCUUAUUCUGUUAUGUUGGGGGGGGGAAAUGCACAAAUAAUUGCAGUAUGUACCUUAAAUGUAUAUGCAUUGUGCAUAGCAUUGCUGCUUUCCAGUUUUUUAAUAUUAAUUCUAAAGCUUCUCAGACAUAUUUGCUGCAAAAUAUGCCAAAUAGUAAUCAGAAUUUAUUAUAUUGCCAUGAAAAUAUGGCUCACUGGAUAUGUUUUAAAGUACUGGUACACAGCUAAACUGUGCCUUUUUGAUUCUAAAGUGUAUGUGCGUGUGUGUGUGUAUAUAUAUAUAUAUAUAUAUAUAUAUAUAUAUAUAUAUAUAAAGUGAUAAUUGCACCUUUAAAGAUGGUGUAGUAUUUAAGGUAAAACUACAUAGAAAAAAAGUGGUAAUAAUGCUUGUAAUAAGCAUAGAAAAAAAUAUACAUAUAUAUCAAAAUUAUGGUGCUGUGGAGUGCCAUAAAAGAUGACGUAGGAUUUUGCUACGAUUUAAGUAUAAGGAUAUUUUUUCCUGAACUGCUGUUUUUCAAAAGCUUGAGAGAAAUGGUGAAAAAAAAAAGAAGAAAAAAAAAAAAGAAAUAAAAUGUACAUUUAUAAAUAUACAUAUUUAUAAGUAUAAUUUUUCUAAUGUGUAUGACAAACAAAUUUGUGUUGGGCUGGUGAUGUAAAGUCCUGGU
Molecule: messenger RNA, 4849 nt
Organism: Pseudophryne corroboree (corroboree frog)
Lineage: Eukaryota; Metazoa; Chordata; Amphibia; Anura; Myobatrachidae
Gene: NPAS4
Product: neuronal PAS domain protein 4
Exons: 7
Coding region: 168-2432 (754 amino acids)
Biological process (GO): regulation of transcription by RNA polymerase II
Molecular function (GO): DNA-binding transcription factor activity, RNA polymerase II-specific; protein dimerization activity; RNA polymerase II transcription regulatory region sequence-specific DNA binding
Source: RefSeq, a predicted model, not a curated record